Artibeus jamaicensis (Jamaican fruit-eating bat) is the source of this 2968-nucleotide messenger RNA. RefSeq names its product tubulin tyrosine ligase like 6 (gene TTLL6). Gene Ontology annotation, cellular component: cilium. NCBI's taxonomy places the organism in Eukaryota, Metazoa, Chordata, Mammalia, Chiroptera, Phyllostomidae. The record is from RefSeq and is a predicted model, not a curated record. Gene Ontology annotation, biological process: microtubule cytoskeleton organization; protein polyglutamylation. Gene Ontology annotation, molecular function: tubulin-glutamic acid ligase activity; tubulin binding. The coding region runs from base 99 to 2321 and encodes 740 amino acids. The transcript has 13 exons.
UGCGCAGGGCUGCCCAGCAGUACGGCCUCCGAGAGGGAGGGGAAAGCGACGACUGGACUCUGUACUGGACCGACUUCUCGGUGUCGCUGGAGCGGGUGAUGGAAAUGAAAAGUUACCAGAAAAUCAAUCACUUCCCGGGGAUGAGUGAAAUCUGUCGCAAGGACUUGCUGGCCAGGAAUAUGACCCGCAUGUUAAAGCUGUUUCCUAAAGAUUUCCACUUUUUCCCUCGGACCUGGUGUCUUCCUGCCGACUGGGGAGAUUUGCAGAACUACAGCAGGUCAAGAAAAAAUAAGACAUACAUUUGUAAGCCGGAUUCAGGCUGCCAAGGGAGAGGUAUAUUCAUCACCCGGACGGUGAAAGAAAUCAAACCAGGGGAGGACAUGAUCUGUCAGCUCUAUAUUUCAAAGCCCUUUAUCAUCGACGGGUUCAAGUUUGACCUACGAAUUUACGUGCUGAUGACAUCCUGUGACCCUCUCAGGAUUUUUACGUAUAAUGAGGGACUGGCCCGCUUCGCCACCACCUCCUACUCUCACCCUUGCACAGAAAACCUGGAUGACGUCUGCAUGCACCUGACUAAUUACUCCAUUAAUAAGCACAGCUCCAAUUUCAUUCAAGAUGCUCACUCCGGCAGCAAGAGGAAGCUCUCCACCUUCAACAAGUACAUGGAGAGCCACGGCUACAAUGUGGAUCAGGUAUGGAGAGAUAUCGAGGAUGUCAUCAUCAAGACCAUCAUCUCGGCCCACCCCAUCAUCAAGCACAACUACCACACCUGCUUCCCCAACCACACGCUCAACAGCGCCUGCUUUGAGAUCCUGGGCUUCGACAUUUUGUUGGACCGCAAACUCAAGCCCUGGCUGCUGGAGGUCAACCACUCUCCGAGCUUCUCCACGGACUCCCACGUGGACAAAGAGGUGAAGGACAGGCUGCUGUAUGACACCUUGGUCCUGAUCAACCUGGGAAGCUGUGACAAAAAGAGAGUCUUGGAGGAGGAGAGACAACGGGGCCGGUUCCUGCAGCAGUGUCGUUCUCGGGAGAGCAGGAUCGAGGAAGUCAAGGGUUUCCAGGCCUUGCGUCUGGCGAUGACUGAGAAGUAUGAGAAGGAGAACUGUGGAGGGUUCCGCAUGAUUUAUCCCAGCCUGAGUUCGGAGAAGUAUGAGAAGUUCUUCCAGGACAGCAGCUCCCUCUUCCAGAACACUGUCGCCUCCAGAGCCCGGGAGCUGUAUGCCCGGCAGCUGAUUCAGAAGCUGAGGCUAAAAGAGGAGAAAAAAUCCUUCCAAACAAAAGAAAAGAAGGUAGAGAUGCAGGGGGAGUCGGCGGGUGAACAAGCGAGAGGCAAGGGCUUGAAAAGCUGGCAACAGACGCAACAGCAGAAGUACAAGGCCGCCGCCACCUACGCCUCCAAACAAUCCUUCCAGCCAUUGACUUUAGAGUCCUGUGCACUUGACAUGCUCUUGAAUGUCAGAGAUGAAAAGAAAAAUGAGACAGAGAGCAGCCUUGACCAGGAGACCCCCAAGGAGGAGGACGACCCUGCUCCUCCCAAGCCUGCGUCUGCGAGACAUUGCUCCUCCGUACCCGACCUCAGAAAUUCAAGGUUUUUCAGCUGCUCUGGGCUGGAGCUCAGUAAACCCACCUUCGGAAUCAAGGAAGCCAAGUCUGCCUCUGCGGUGAACAUAUUCACUGGCACUGUGCCCUUAACUUCAGCAGAAACCUCCGAAUCGGCUACCCAGGUCUCGGACUCCCCUGAGUCUCUCCUGAGCACCAUGGUGACGAUCAGCUCCGAAUGCAGCAGCCCAGAGAUGGACAGGGUGGUCUCUUUUACAUGCGAGAAACAGCAAAUUGCUGAGCACUUCCUCCAGGGGAAAAUACCAAAAAUUUCUCUGCCUAUGGCAUCCCAACACUUCUUGGGGAAUCUGAACCCGAGAUGGGCUUUACUAAAGAAUAACCUGAAGAAGCGGCAUCUGUCAGAGCUACUCACCAAGGCUCAACUGAGGGAGAAGUUCUCCUUGCCCCCAGCUCUCUACAAUUCAAAGCUGGUGUUAAAUAACCAGUCACAAAACUCCUCCUCGCCCCAGGAGUGCUACUUCCACAGCCAGAGCUCUGGUGGGAAGAGGCCGCUGGACGUGUCCUCCCUCCUCCUCUUGAAGAAUUCUCCCAGCCGUGGUGCUUCUGUGAGCGAUCUAGUGGUGAUUGCCACUUCAGCCCCACUGGGUCCGAGGCCUGGCAGAAGAUAUGCAGGUGCUAUGAGGGACCCGUGUAUACAGCAUCAGGAAGCGUACAGUCACUGCCUGAUCGCUGGCCAAAAACCAUGUGACAGGAAAUAGAAUCAGGCUGGAUCUCUGCUAUUUCCCCCUUUUUUUACUUUUCUAUUCCCAGGAAGUGAUUUGUCUCUCCUUACAGUGUUUGCAAUGCCCAUAGGAUCAACCAAAGUUUUGUCUCCUCUAGAUAUCCCGGUCUUGUAACUGCCUCCUGUUAGUGCCAUUGAGGCCGAUAGCCUUGCCUUUUGUGCCCUCCUAGUGAACUUCCUGUGCUGCAGGACCAUGACUUCUGGGAGUUACUGGUGCUGUCCCAGAACAUGCCCCAGUUCUGGUGUCAUUCCUAUGGGUCCCUCACAUGUCACCGUCGUCAAGAACUCUCCCCCAGAAGAGCAAUGUGAAGAGAGGAAUGUUUCAGAGAAGGACUCACAAUUUCCAAGAAUCCAAAGCCCUCAGUCCACCAACAGGCCUGUGUCCGUUGGUCUUCAACUCCAAAGAGAAAAGGCAGGGAAAGGGCUUGGCAUGACAGAGAACCCAGAGCCUGGGGCAGCUGUAACCACCAGGUUCAGAGCACACCCCCUCCCAUCCCAGCCACCUCAGUGCCCAAACACCUACCGCCCUGACCAGUCCGACUCAUCUCGCCAGUAAAGACAGAGUGAGGUGAGAGCACCGCGCCUGCAGAUGUGUCUCCCAUCAACCCACAGAAAUGAUGUAUU